UUCUAUUAUUGCGAAUGGCAUAUUCAAUUAAAAGCAGAACGUUUUUCAUAGUGCAAAUGCAGAAAUUUCCUUGAAUUUAUGAAUUGAAUAGUUUUGUUUGCUAAAAUGAAGCGUAUCAGCGAAAAGAAACUGGAGGCGUUUGCCGUUGGGAACAUGGGCAAACGCACUUUGUCCAAAAAAGAAUUAGAAGAACAGAAGAAAAAAGAGGAUGAGGCAGCGGCGGCCCAUGUGUUUAAAGAGUUCGUUGAAACUUUCCAAGAAUCCCCCAGUGCCUCGUCUAAAGUUUGGGUGAAGGCAGGUACAUACGAUGCCGGCUCGCGACGCGAGGAUAAUCGAGAGAAGGGCAAGUUAUACAAGCCCGGAUCAAAGCUGGACGAAAAAAGUGCUGCAGAAAAAGCUCAAGAAUAUGCCAAAAUGCUAGCUUCCGAUCUCAAAAAGGAUUCAGUUCCACUUAAAAAGAAGAGCCAGGAAAAGAAAAAGAGCAAUUUGGAAUUAUUUAAAGAAGAAUUGAGACAAAUACAAGAGGAACGUGAAGAGCGUCAUAAAUAUAAACAUUUAGCUGGCCAGGCGGUAGUACAACAAGUCGUUGAAACUGCACCAGAAGCACGGGAAACCGGAUCUUUUGAUACUGGGGACCCUAAUACAACUAAUCUAUAUUUGGGAAACCUCAGUCCUAAGAUCUCGGAACAACAACUUAUGGAGAUUUUCGGUCGAUAUGGCCCCCUUGCUAGUAUAAAAAUCAUGUGGCCCCGCUCUGAGGAGGAAAAACAACGUGGCCGUAAUUGUGGCUUUGUAGCUUAUAUGAGUCGCAAAGAUGCCGAAAGAGCACUGAAAACACUAAAUGGUCGAUACAUUAUGGGCUAUGAAAUGCGUUUAGGUUGGGGCAAAUCCGUACCUAUUAUGAAUCAACCUAUUUUUAUACCACCCACGCUUUUGGAGCUAACAUUGCCACCACCACCAUCCGGUCUACCGUUUAACGCACAACCUCCACCUGCAGAUGCGCAAACUUUGCCAAGAAUCAACUAUAAAGAAUAUACCACAGAUGAAGAGAAAGAGAAUAUGGAGAAAAUUCUUUAUAAAUCUAUCGUGAAAGUAUUCAUUCCAACCGAAAAAGCUGUGCUCAAUAUUAUUCACCGCAUGAUCGAAUUUGUCAUACGUGAAGGCCCCAUGUUUGAGGCAUUGAUCAUGAGUCGAGAAAUAGAAAAUCCAUUAUUUUCAUUUCUAUUCGACAAUGAAAGCCCCGCACAUAUUUAUUAUCGUUGGAAGCUAUUCUCUCUACUGCAAGGCGACACACCCGCAGAAUGGAAUGAGAAGGAGUUUCGAAUGUUCAAAAGCGGUCCGAUUUGGAAGCCGCCUAUAGCGAACUUUUAUACCAUGGGCAUGCCUGAUGAACUGGUCGUUGAUCCCGAUGCAACUGUUGUACACAAGGGUGCACUUUCAAAUGCCCAACGUGAUCGGCUAGAAGACCUCUUGCGUCAUAUUACACCAGAACGCUCGCGUGUAGGUGAUGCAAUGAUAUUUUGUAUUGAACAUGCCGAUGCUGCAGAUGAAAUUUGUGAAUGUAUCGCCGAAUCAUUGUCUAACCCAGACACAUUGGCAUCGAAGAAAAUCGCACGUCUCUACCUGAUCUCAGAUCUUCUGCAUAACUGCACUGUAAAAGUCUCAAAUGCUUCGUUCUUCAGAAAAGCUAUUGAAAAACAUUUGGUAGAAGUCUUCGAAAAUAUGCACAAUUUUUUCACAUUAAUGGAGAGUCGUCUAAAGGCAGAGGGCUUAAAAUCACGUGUUAUCAAAGUGAUACGCGCUUGGGAGGAAUGGACAAUAUAUCCUAAAGAAUUUUUGGCUAAAUUGAAGGGUGUGUUCUUGGGCAAGCAGAUUGUGCCAUCACCACCACCAGUCGAAGACGUCGUUGAAGAAACGCCCGAAGAUAUUGAUGGUGCUCCAAUGUCCGGCGAUGAAAAGGAUGAUGAAGAUUUAGAUGGCGUGCCAUUGGAUGGGGCAGCUUUACUGAAGAGCGCGCUGAUGCGCGGCCUGCCGGAAGCAAUGUCGAUCCAGAAAAGCACACCAACGCAGCGAGGCCUAGGCAUCGAUGAGGAAGAUGAUGAUAUCGACGGUGUACCAUUGGACGAAGAUAUCGAUGGCAUACCUUUGGAGAAACUGCCACCUGAGCUUAGUGACUCUCAGUUGAAAGCUAAUGCAAAAGGCGGCGCAUUUAUACCAUCAAAGUGGGAAACAGUUGAUCCCGAACAAGUUGAAGCACAGGCAAUUACCACUAGCAAAUGGGAUACACUGGAUCCGCCGCAAGCACCAAAGUUCUAUGACUCUAGCGACGACGAGCAGAAUAAUAGCAAUAUUGCACAGAAUUACGAUGAUGAUAAACGCACAAAGUUGCGUGAAAUUGAAGUGAAAACGAUGCAAUAUCAAGACGAGUUGGAAGCGGGCAUGCGACAACUAAAAUCUGGCUGGACCAUAAGUGAGCAAGUGGAGCAUUUUAGGCGAAAGCUGCUGAAAAAGGAUAACGAUGCGACGGAUUCUCCGCUCACUUUUGUGAAUACAAAAGACAAUCGGCGUGGCAGUGAAUCUCCGGAUAGUACAAGUAAGCGUGCGCGACGCCUUAAACGGUCACCAUCGCCGGUACAAUAUCAAAGCAGCAGCUCGCGUUCUUCACCAGCACGAUCCAGCUGCAAGCGCUCACGUUCGCCAUACACCACACGGCGCGAGAUUUCACCUGCUUCUAGCAGCACGCGGAGCGCUAAAACCUCAAGACGCAAUCGAUCACGAUCGCCUUCAGACUCGCCAAAACGGUACGCUGAACGUACAUCGUACCUAUCAAAGUCAACUCGCUACGAAAAUUCACCACGUCCGCGUAGAUCACCUUCGCCCGGGUACAGUUCAUCGCGUUCGUUGAAACGUGAUGACCGAGAGCGCGAACAUCGCAGCGAGAAACAUAAAAGCAGGCAUAAGCAUUAGAUUCAGCAUUAGUCUAGUAGAAAUCAUUUUAUAAUUACGCUAGGGUUAUAUUGCAUGUCUCCUUAACAAAUAAAAAUAUUAAUAAUGAUAU
Molecule: messenger RNA, 3058 nt
Organism: Anastrepha ludens (Mexican fruit fly)
Lineage: Eukaryota; Metazoa; Arthropoda; Insecta; Diptera; Tephritidae
Product: U2 snRNP-associated SURP motif-containing protein
Exons: 13
Coding region: 106-2967 (953 amino acids)
Biological process (GO): RNA processing
Cellular component (GO): nucleus
Molecular function (GO): RNA binding
Source: RefSeq, a predicted model, not a curated record